Zonotrichia albicollis (white-throated sparrow) is the source of this 1696-nucleotide messenger RNA. NCBI's taxonomy places the organism in Eukaryota, Metazoa, Chordata, Aves, Passeriformes, Passerellidae. The record is from RefSeq and is a predicted model, not a curated record.
GCCUGUACAAACUGCAGUUUCACAAUGUCAAACCUGAAUGUCUAGAGGCCUACAACAAGCUCUGUCAAGAGGUGCUGCCAAAGAUUCAUGAAGAAAAACACUACCCUUGUGCUCUGGUGGGGACUUGGAACACGUGGUACGGAGAGCAGGAUCAGGCUGUUCAUUUGUGGAGAUAUGAGGGAGGUUACCCAGCUCUCAAUGAGGUCAUGAGCAAACUUCGUCAAAAUAAGGAAUUCACAGAAUUCCGGAAGGAGAGGGGUAACAUGCUGCUGUCCCGCAAGAACCAGCUCCUGCUGGAGUUCAGCUUCUGGAAUGAACCAGUUCCCAGAGAUGGCCCCAAUAUUUAUGAACUGAGGUCCUACCAACUCAGACCUGGAACAAUGAUUGAAUGGGGCAAUUACUGGGCCCGUGCCAUUCGGUUCCGACAGGACAGCAAUGAAGCCGUUGGGGGAUUUUUCUCCCAGAUUGGGCAGCUCUACAUGGUCCAUCACCUCUGGGCUUACAAAGACCUGCAAACCAGGGAAGAUAUAAGGAAUGCAGCGUGGCAUAAACCUGGCUGGGAUGAACUGGUUUAUUACACAGUGCCCCUUAUUCAGGAGAUGGAGUCCAGAAUCAUGAUACCCUUGAAGAUUUCUCCACUUCAGUAAAGUCACUGAUUUUCUUGUGCCUACAUAGAUAAAGUGACAAGUAUUUGUCUUAAUUUAUGGUAUACACUGUAUAUCAUAGUCUGAAAUAUAAAAGUACUGUAUUGAGCUUAUAAAAGAGACCUCUUUUCUUCAGAACCCACCACCUUCUGCUCUUAGGGGGAAAAAUAAAACACAACAAGAAGACUGUGAUUAAAAGGUUGGUGAAUUGGAAACAAGUGCAGAUGUGUGGUUCAGGUCCCCAGGGAAUGUGUGACCUGCAGGAAUUGGCAUCUCCUGCCCCACAGGCAGUGCCCAGAGCUCAGGAGCAUUUAAUGCACACAGCAAACGUGGCAGCGAAAUGAGAGAAAGCUCUGGAGAAAUGAGAAUUUCAUUUCGAGUUGUGAAAGCAGCAGCUCUGGGGGUGCUGUGAAAUCACCCCUGGCUGGUGGAGCAGGGCUGAAAGGAGCAAAUCUGCAUUUCCAGGCAUUGAUUUGGGACAAUGCUCUGUGGCAGGGCAGGGGUUGGGACAGCAGGGUCUGUGGGCACACAUCCCUGUGAGCACACAUCCCUGUGAGCACACAUCCCUGUGAGCACACAUCCCUGUGAGCACACAUCCCUGUGCAGCCCCCCCAGAAUGGAUCCCAGGCAGGGUGAGCCCCAUUUCCCCACAGACACUGCCUGAACACCCUGCAGGGAACCCCACAGCAUUUCCCUCCCCAAAAACAGCUCCAAACUCUGGGAAAAAGGGGUUGAAUUUCAUAAGCAGAGCUGGUUCAGCCUCACAGCGGGGCUGGGUUGGUGUGUGAAGCUGGGCUUGGCAUUUCUGUGUCCCAUGGUGUCCAGUUCUGUUUUGGUUUCACUUUUAGGCUAGAAUGUAUCCACACUUUUUGGUGUCUGCAACGAUGUGAGCAUCCUGUAAGUGACAAUAAUAUUCUCUCUCUCUCUCUCAAGUGGCUCCAAGAAUCAGUGUAACAUACUGAAUGUACAAAUCAGUUCUGAAUGUCCAGUUUGUACAUUUCAAGAAGUUUUCAGGAAGAACAUAUCAGUCAAUAAAAACCUUUUAAUUUUCA